This is a messenger RNA of Coniophora puteana RWD-64-598 SS2, 317 nucleotides long. RefSeq lists its product as uncharacterized. The record is from RefSeq and is a predicted model, not a curated record. The transcript has 2 exons. Lineage: Eukaryota; Fungi; Basidiomycota; Agaricomycetes; Boletales; Coniophoraceae. The annotation marks the transcript as partial.
ACAUCAUAUCGACCAUCCGUCGACCACUGCUCUUUUCAUCACGACUGCACGACUGCACCACGACACGGAUUUCAUCCGGCCACCAUCUUUUCGGCAUUGCAUAUAUCUAUACCCCACCUGCACAAUUAUACCCCGACAACGCUGCACAAUACCCAGCGCGACGAUUGCUUCUCCGGAGACUUAUACCCCAGCCACCCGAUGUGGCUAUGUCAGACGACGAGGACAAUGAGUCGCCCAAUGCGCCAGCCUCGCCGUCACUUUUCUUUUCCCGGGAGCAACUGCUCGCGAACCCUGCCGCGUUUCGCAUCUUCAUCUGA